UCUAAGGUCUGCACCUUGUGACCAAAUGACAAGAUUCUUGCAUAAGGUGGCCAAGCCUUUUACAAGCGCAGCGCAACCCCAAAUCAAUCUCGCUACACAUCUUAAACCAACAAGAAUUAAUCUGAGUCUGAAAAGUUACCUCAAGUCCAAUCCAAUCAAGACCAUAUUCUUGUUCUCUGACUUGCUGAGGAAAAAGAUUUCUGCUGUAGAUAGCUACUCUCUCUUGUAUGUAAUCAAAGCUUGUACUAAGAAAUCAUUGGGAACUGAAGGGAAACAAACCCAUACCCUUGUAAUCAAACUUGGCUACGAACCCAUCAUUUUUCUUCAAACAUCGCUCAUGGAUAUGUACGCUGCAACUACAAAUAUUGCUGAUGUGCACAAGGUGUUUGACGAAAUACCCAACAAGAAUGUUGUGUGCUGGACUUCACUGAUUUCUGCGUAUGUGCGAAAUCAGAAACCAUACAGAGCCAUAGAGAUAUUCAGGCAUAUGCAAAUGGAUGGUGUAGAGCCUGAUCAGGUAACAUUCACUGUUUCCCUGUCGGCUUGUGCUGAUAUGGGAGCAUUGGAUAAAGGGGUGUGGAUUCAUGAUCUUAUAAGUCGAAAGCCAGAGUUUAGUGAGGAUUUAUCUUUAAUGAAUGCUCUGGUGAACAUGUAUGUAAAAUGUGGGGAUAUCAGAAAAGCUAUGUUAGUGUUUGAUAAUAUAAGAGUUAAGGAUAUUAGGACUUGGACAUCCAUGAUUGUUGGGCAUGCAUUACACGGCCAAGCAGAAGAAGCGCUGAGGCUGUUUUCUGCAUUGGAAGAAGAAAACAAGUCAAGAUCAAUUCAAUGCCAAGGAACUAAGGACCAAUUACUUGUUCCGAAUGAUGUUAUGUUUAUAGGGGUUCUAAUGGCUUGUUCCCAUGCGGGGAUGGUGGAAGAGGGGAAAAGAUAUUUUAGAAGUAUGAUUGAAGAGUAUGGCAUAAAGCCCAGGCUUUCUCACUUUGGGUGCAUGGUUGAUCUGUUAUGCCGUCUUGGACUGCUAAAAGAGGCAUAUAGCUUUAUUUUGGCAAUGCCAAUUCAGCCAAAUGCAGUUAUAUGGAGGACCUUACUAGGUGCCUCUGGUGUUCAUGGCAACGAAGAACUUGCUGCAGUGGCUCAGUCUAGAUUACGUGAGUUAAACGCUAGUCUAGUUGGUGAUGAUGUUGCAUUGUCUAAUAUCUAUGCUGCGAAGGGCAUGUGGGAGGAGAAAAUAAUGCUUAGACAUGAGAUGACACAAAGGAGAACUCCUGGCUGCAGUUUAGUUGAGGUGGGGAAGUUGCAUUCUUGAAUGUUAGUGCAGAAAAAGUGAUUAACAUUUGGAUUAGUUUCUUUCUCUCUUCAUAGGUACAUAAGAACAUUUGUUAGUUUGUUAGCUUUUUAUAAGUGGAUUUCUUACUUAUA
This is a messenger RNA of Solanum pennellii, 1419 nucleotides long. Its product is annotated as putative pentatricopeptide repeat-containing protein At1g74400. Gene Ontology annotation, molecular function: RNA binding; protein binding. The record is from RefSeq and is a predicted model, not a curated record. The coding region runs from base 26 to 1306 and encodes 426 amino acids. Gene Ontology annotation, biological process: RNA modification. NCBI's taxonomy places the organism in Eukaryota, Viridiplantae, Streptophyta, Magnoliopsida, Solanales, Solanaceae. The transcript has a single exon.